UUGUCAAACACAUUGUUCCUUUCGACAAGAUUUUGGUGUUUUAAGAUGAGUUUAAACUCACACGACAUUAUAUUUGUUUACAACAAAUAAUUUAGUAUAUACAUAUACUAAAAAAGAGAUUCAGUUUGAGUUAACUUUGACUUUUACUUCUAUUAGCAUUUGAGUCAACGUUGCAAGAAUGAGUGGGUGGCAGCAUAUUAUCUGCAUAACAUCUUACGAUCAUCUUCACAAAAAUGGCGGCCACCACCACUUCAGUCAUCUCAGGCUACGAUCGACCAACGGAGCUCAAAGCUUUCGACCAAACAAAAACCGGCGUCAAAGGCCUCGUCGAUGCCGGAAUCCGACAAAUCCCUCGCAUCUUCAUCCACCCACCGGAAACCUCCCCCAAAACCUCCACAAUUUUCGAGAUUCCAGUCGUAGACCUUGGAUCAACCGAUAGAGCAUCGACGGUGGAGAAGAUUCGUGCGGCGUCGGAGAAUCUAGGUUUCUUUCAAGUGGUGAAUCACGGGAUCCCUGUGACUGUUAUGGACGAGAUGCUUCAAGGAGUUCGUAGAUUUCACGAACAAGAUGUGGAGGUGAAAAAACAGUUUUACACGAGGGAUCUUUCGAGAACAGUAGUGUAUAAUAGCAACUUCGAUCUGCAUAGUUCCCCUGCCGCAAACUGGAGAGACACCUUCUUUUCAUUUAUGGCUCCGUCACCUCCGCCGCCGGAGGAAUUACCGGAGGUUUGCAGAGACAUACAAAUCGAGUAUUCAAAUCAAGUGAUGAAACUAGGCGGGUUGCUAUUCCGAUUGAUCUCAGAAGCCUUGGGGUUGAACGAUAAUCACCUCAGAGAUCUGGAUUUUGACAAAGGGCUUUCGAUCGCCGGCCAUUGUUAUCCUGCUUGUCCACAACCAGAUCUAACAAUGGGUACAACCAAACACACAGACGGUGGUUUUCUAACAGUGCUUCUACACGAUGAAAUCGGGGGACUACAAAUUCUCCAUCAAAAUCAAUGGAUUGAUGUUCCUCCAAUACCUGGUGCGCUUGUGAUCAAUAUCGGAGAUCUAUUACAGAUUUUAUCGAAUGAUAAAUUGAGAAGUGUGGAGCAUAGAGUGGUGGCAAAUGAGAAAGGACCGAGAGUAUCGGUGGCGUGUUUCUUCGGACCCUCCUUAGCGCCGUCGAAGAAGGUGUUGGGACCAUUGCCGGAGCUGGUUUCCGAUGAGAACCCACCGAGGUACAGAGAAACCACCUUCCAUGAAUACGGGCAAUAUUCCUCCUCUAAGGCCCUUGAUGGCGUUCCUCGGUUGCUUCAUUGGAGGAUUUAGGUUUUAUCACAAACUAUAUCUAUAUAUAGUUCGUAGUUCAUACGCUAACACAAUUAUCAACUCAUUCCAUUCGGCUAUGAAAAAAAAUAACAUUAUGUAUAUUAUUCAUUAUAUAUUACUAUAUAUUACAUCUAUAAACAUAUGUUGCUUUUAUCUUUUAGCUUCCUAAAAUGUCGAAUUUCUAUGUCAUUUUAUCUUUUUAUAUGUAAGUGGUCUUUUUA
Molecule: messenger RNA, 1528 nt
Organism: Lactuca sativa (garden lettuce)
Lineage: Eukaryota; Viridiplantae; Streptophyta; Magnoliopsida; Asterales; Asteraceae
Product: 1-aminocyclopropane-1-carboxylate oxidase homolog 1
Source: RefSeq, a predicted model, not a curated record